AUGGCUUGGGCAGAUCUGACACAAAGCGCAUCCUGCAGCAUGGGGCAGAAGGAUCAUCCGGCAGCGCCAGGUCUGGAUUCCGAGGUUCUCCUCCAAGAGGACACUACUUGCUUGAUGUUGUCGCGCUUGUCUCCAAAGGUGACGGUCUCAAAGUUGCUGAGCACCUUGGCGGAGGCCGCUCCCGCCCAGUAUGACUUUGUCUACCUGCCGCAAGACCGACGAAAGCAACGCAACGUGGGCCUGGCUUUUCUGAACUUCCAGGAGCAUGCCGCUGCUGUUUCUGCCUACCAGUUCUUUCGCUUGAAAAGCUUGGAGCCCGGGAUUUGGGCCAGCUCGGUCGUCGGGCGGGCAAUCAUGCAGGGACUGCCAUGCAACUUGGCUUACUUUCUAAGCCGGUCGGGCUUGGAAGCUGUGGACAAUGAGCAUGCUCCACUUGUGUUCCAGAACGGAAUCCGGCAGAACCUUCGGGAAGCAGUCAACAAGCACGUGACGCUCUCAAUGGUCCUGGAAGCCGGGCAAUCGGUGAAGGUGGAGCAGGUCUCGCGGCGUCCUGGCGUGGCAGGAGCCAAGACUUCCAAGAGCAUCAACACGGUGCCGAGAUCUUCCACGGACUCUUCGACCUGUUCAGGCACCAGCUCCAACAGAGCGCCGAGGGCCUUUACAGAUUUCGCAGAGCUCUCAACUUCAUCGCCCAGCUCAGGUGCAAAGCAGUGGGACGUAGCGCCAGUGCAACCAAAGGUGAUGACGUGGGCAGGACCCGAGACUGAAGUGGCCAGCUGUAUCCUGGCAGGCCCGCCAGGUCUCGAGGGACCACCCGGUUUGGAUCAAUGGCAGCAGCGAGGAGCUGCACCAAUACAGCAAGCACUCCCAUCCAUGUCUCCUCCGAUGCAGCAGCGACGAACUUCGGAAGGCUCCCUUCCCGGAGCUUUCCAGGAGUUCAAGGUGCUGAAGACCGGCUACGUACUGUCGGAGGAAGAGCAGCUCUUACAGCUCAUCCGCCGACAAGAAACCAUCGUAUUCCAUGUCUAG
Symbiodinium sp. CCMP2592 is the source of this 1029-nucleotide messenger RNA. Lineage: Eukaryota; Dinophyceae; Suessiales; Symbiodiniaceae. The record is from the annotation of a GenBank genome assembly.